AUGUUGCUGGCGUUUAUUUUGCUCAAUUUACUCUCAACAUUUGCCGCCAGGGCGAACGAACGACAAAGAAGGUAUCUCGUUUAUCCGGACGGUGGGCCGGCUCGUACUCAGUUUAUCAUUGGCCUUGGAGUUCCUGUAGAUUUAAAGGAUGCAUCUGUAACUGUUGGCACCGUCAUAAAGUUUCAAUACGAUUUACCAACAAACAGUACCGAAUACACAAGUAGAAUCUAUGGGUUUGCUAAUACAGUUUCCAGAGAUAUGGAUGGCGAAACAAAAGAUGAAGCAAACGAAGUGGACGCUAAGAGUAUAGAUAAAAAAGACGAUCUAGGAAAUGAUUUAUCCGAUAAUGAUAACAAUACACUCGUAGAUAUAACAUUCGAAGAUAGAAAGAAACGAUCAAUUAUGUUUUCUGAAGGAGGAUUAAUAAAUGGUGUUGAUAAACCGAUUGAAAAUUCUAAAUUAUCGCUAGAAGAAGCUAUAAAGCGUCAAGAAAUGAUUGAUCAAAAACAUCGAGAGAAAGAGCAGGAGCCACAAAGAAUGAAUAGAUGGGACUUUUAUAAAAUUAUAGAACACAUGGCUGAAAGAUAUGGCUAUUCGGGAAGGCCGUGCCUGCUCCGUACAAUCUGCGAGGCAGCCGAGGUUCCUUUCACACACGAAAACGGUUUGCUUGGAGAAAUUGGCCAUAUAUUAUUCACACCAUCCACAACGAAGGAUCCGUUGUCACACCAUACUGACAACGAAUAUCAUGCUGCUGAGAGACUGGGAAGAGAAGCAGAAGGAGAUUGCGAGACGCUCUUUCCGGAAUGCGAGAGCUCAAUUUUAAGCACCUUCAGUGAAAUUGGAAUGGAAACUUUACAAAAAUUUGGACUGAUUUGA
Molecule: messenger RNA, 876 nt
Organism: Parnassius mnemosyne (clouded apollo)
Lineage: Eukaryota; Metazoa; Arthropoda; Insecta; Lepidoptera; Papilionidae
Source: the annotation of a GenBank genome assembly